Molecule: messenger RNA, 132 nt
Organism: Dentiscutata erythropus
Lineage: Eukaryota; Fungi; Glomeromycota; Glomeromycetes; Diversisporales; Gigasporaceae
Source: the annotation of a GenBank genome assembly
AUGUCCAAUAAUGACGACACCAAUGGCGAAGGUAUUCACCACUCCAAUAAUGACGAAAUCAGUGACGAAAAUAUAUACCACACCAAUAAUGACGACACCAACAGCAAGGGUACUUUCAUAAAAGAAAGAAGA